This is a messenger RNA of Tribolium madens (black flour beetle), 2038 nucleotides long. Its product is annotated as DDB1- and CUL4-associated factor 11. The coding region runs from base 349 to 1932 and encodes 527 amino acids. Gene Ontology annotation, molecular function: protein binding. Lineage: Eukaryota; Metazoa; Arthropoda; Insecta; Coleoptera; Tenebrionidae. The transcript has 10 exons. Gene Ontology annotation, cellular component: Cul4-RING E3 ubiquitin ligase complex. The record is from RefSeq and is a predicted model, not a curated record. Gene Ontology annotation, biological process: proteasome-mediated ubiquitin-dependent protein catabolic process.
UUUUUGUAGAAAUUAUUAUGUAACAAUUUAUUUUGGGUCAAAUCAAAAAUUUGUGAGCAAUAAUUCGAGAGUGAAAAUGAAAGCCAAUGCAUUGUAAUUUAUUAGCGAUGUUUUGGCAAUACUGAGUGUGUUGCGUAAACGUGAUGCGCAUUUUGUCAAAAUAUUGUCAUUUUUACAUUUGUCAAAAUAUUUCCCAAAGAUCUGCUCUUCAUUAGUGCUUUCUAUAUAUUUUUUAUUUUGGGUUGUCUACUCGGUUAAAUAACGACAUUACAUGUUAUUAUGAAACUGAAGAUCUAUAUAUGAAGUGUUGUUACGUUCUUGAAUAAAAAAAUUCAACCCCUACAUUCCAUGGGAUCUUACACUUCAAGGAGAAUGGAAGAAAAUGAUUUAAACUCAAGAUCUGGGUCUGAAGACGAUUCCGAUUACGAGACUGAACAUCAGUAUGCAGCCUUGUUGCAGAGUUUGAUAAAUAGUGGUCAAGUGGAAAUUAUGGAUGCAGAUUACUUAACAGAUGGUCCCAAAGUGCCAAAAAUUAAGUUUAAGCCAAACACUUCCAUACUUGAUAAAAGCGAAUUUUCAUUAUCGACGAAAAUGGCUUCGGGUUUAGGAGAACAAAGUCGAAAAAUCCCGUCUUCGCAGAAUAUAUCAAAUAUGGUUUUAAAUAGAGAAAAAGGCGUGUGUCCAUAUAGGAGUUUUUCAUAUGCCGAAAAGUGUAGAUUAAGCAAUAGAUUUUUACCAAAUAGUAUGUCGGUGUUAUCUUUUUACAACGGAAAAGUGUUUUGUGGUAUUUUUUCGAAAGAUGGUAAAAUGUUCAUAACCGCGUCUCAAGACCGACAAAUUCGAUUGUACAAGUCCGACGAUGCGUCCUACAAAUUAUUCAAUACUCUAAGUGCAAGAGACAUAGGUUGGAGUAUAAUAGACGUUGCAAUAAGUCCUGAUCAAAAUCAGUUUGUUUAUUCGACUUGGUCGUCUUCGUUACAUUUAUGUUCCGUAAACGAGAGCAGCCAUCAGGAGCCUCUUUGUCUCACCAACACUAGUCGUCGUUUUUGCGUUUUUUCCGUUGUAUUUUCAUCCGAUGGUAGAGAGUUUCUGGGUGGUGCGAACGAUGGUUCUUUGUACAUUUACGAUCUCCAAAGACGUGGCCGUACUUUAAAGAUCCCAGCUCAUGAAUAUGACGUUAAUAGUGUUGCUUUCGCUGACGAUUCUUCCCAUAUAAUUUAUAGCGGUGGAGAUGACGGUUUGAUUAAAGUAUGGGACAGGAGGACGUUGGAUGAGUCGUCAGUGAAACCGGUGGGAAAACUGGCUGGACACAUGGAUGGGAUUACCUUCAUCGACUCGAGAGGGGACGGAAGACAUUUGAUUUCCAACAGCAAAGACCAGAGCAUUAAGUUGUGGGACGUUAGGAUUUUUUCCGGGGAAAGGGCGGCGGAAAAGUCACUCAAGGCUGUGCACGAGCAGACGUGGGAUUACAGGUGGCAGCAAGUUCCUAAAAGACUGUUUACUUCCAAAGACAAACUAGAAGGCGAUACAUCAAUUAUGACCUACCGAGGUCACGUCGUAAUAAAAACCCUCGUGAGGUGCAGAUUUUCACCAGUGGAGACGACGGGCCAAAGAUUUAUUUACACAGGAUCUGGGACAGGAGAUCUUAUAAUUUACGAUUCUCUUACUGGCAAAAUAGAAGAAUUCGUCCACGGACACAAGGCCUGCGUAAGGGAUGUGGCUUGGCACCCUUACAGAAACGAAAUACUCACGUCUGCUUGGGAUGGGCGAGUCGGCCGAUGGACAUACGUAGAUAAAGACGCUUUACAUCAAAACGCUUGUGAAAAAAAUCGGCGUUCCAAUUAUGGGUCAAAGACGCAGACUGCUCAGAACCCGCCAAGACGGAGCGAACGACUUGCUUUAAAAAAGCAGUUGAUGGGUGUGGAGCUAUAGUUUAUGCAUGCUUAAUUAAAAUCAAAUUUUUUAAAUAUAUUUUUAUGGAGUAAUCUAAGAUUUGUAAGAGUACAACUAAAAAUACAAUAAAAACAAGUAAAACUUU